CAUCUACUUUCGACGCUGCGAUUUUAUCGUCAGUACGACGUUACGUAGUUCUCAAAUUGAAAAUAAAUGUACUGGCGUUAGUGUACUGGCGAUUUCAACGGUCCCUAACAAAAACAUGGGAUGACUCCUUGUGAUUUUUUUCUCUGAUAGAACGGAGCGUGCACAUCGAGAUUAGUUAUGAGACGAGGCACGGACAAUUCUUUUAUAAAGCAAAGUACCCUCAAGUUCAAUUUAAUUUACGCUGAUUGUUAAAACGGUGGAAGGGUUAACGAGGCAAUCGUGUCUUCUUUUCGACCAAUGUUAAAGGGAAUCACGGGGACCACUGCGAACCUCACGAUUGUUUUGCCGGAGUUACAUGUGAUCAGACUAAUCAGCGUGUAAACAGGAAAAAAUAUAUAUCUCAACAUUUCAUAACAAUUAUGGAGACCAUUAAACAUUUAUGGAAUGUCAAUCAAUUCAUAACGAAGCUGAAGUGUCCAUUGGUUACAGAUUUACAGAUGUUUUACAUGCAGAAAUGUAAAAAUUUUAGUAACAGUAUAGAGUUGCCACAGCAGAAUUUUGGACCAUCAACAGCAUGUUCGCAUUGUGGGUCACUUUGGGGUACAAUGGAUCAUCAAGUUCGGAUAGCAAGAGGCAGAAAAAUGUCUAAAUCAGUGAAAAAGAUUGUACGAUACAUAAAGGAAAAUCCAGAUCAAAAGAUUCCAAAAAUUCGUGCAACCUUAGCACAGAAAUCUAUAAAAAAUGAGAUGAAUAGAUUGGUCAUUAAAUGUUCUGUCUGUUCCAAGAACACUGAGUUGCCACUCAAGAAGAAAAGUCACUUAAAGCCAGUAAAGUUGAAUAAUUCACAAAUGGAAACACCGCAAAGUAACCGUAAAAAGAAAAAAAAGAAAUCUAAGGACAAAACUGCUGGUUUAAAUAUCUCAGGUUGUACGCCUGUAUUACAAUUGAACAAGAAAAACAAUAAUGUAACGCCUACAAUAUCACCUGUGAUCACACCUAAAAUAAUUUCAAGUAACAAGAAAUCUAUUUCCCCUAAAAAAUCUAAGAAGUUGAAUAUAGAGCGAUUAAAACGUAUUAUGGACAAUAAAACACCUUCAAAAACAAAUAACUUGCAUAGUUUUCUAGCCGACUUAUGUUGA
Molecule: messenger RNA, 1139 nt
Organism: Trachymyrmex cornetzi
Lineage: Eukaryota; Metazoa; Arthropoda; Insecta; Hymenoptera; Formicidae
Exons: 2
Coding region: 420-1139 (239 amino acids)
Source: RefSeq, a predicted model, not a curated record